GGGUCGACGAGUGCUGCCCAGAUCACGCACAGUUGCAUAUAUGGAGAAAAUUACCCGCAUUAGCUUACUGGCGCUUUGUGCCCUGCUCUUGCCUACAAAUGCACUGCAGUCGGAAACAGAACUGGGGAGCUCGGCAAACGCUGCUUCGGGAUCAAGAAGCUCGACACUACGUUGGCUGCCAGGCAAGGAUACAAGUAUAACAAGAAGACGUUGCCCGCUUGGUCAAGUCUUCAAGCAAUGCGAGAGCAGCACCUGUGGCGAGUACAGGUGCCAGGACCUUUAUCAUUUUCGUGAGAGAGUAUGCACGGCUGACUGCCAGUCAAAAUGCUUCUGCAACUGGCCCUUCUUCAGAAACAACGAUGGACGUUGCGUUCCCGUCUGGAAGUGCUAUACGUACAAACACCCCGCUUGGUUUGAGAAGCUUCGGUCCAGCAUCUCCGGCCAAGCGGCAGGAGGGCAGUCUGGUAACUGGGGUGCAUCAUCUGGAGCAAAUUCCGGCAGUUCGAGCAGCGUGAAUGGCCAAUGGUCUGGUGGGUACGGCCAAGUGACCGGUCAGCCGACUGGUAGCUGGGUCUCGGCACCUGUCUUUCAACCUGGUGGCUGGGGAGGCAUGAACGGCGCACAGGCAGGAAGCUGGAGCUAUGGGAGUGGCCAAUAUCCUGGUGCCUGGGGCGUGGUGACUUCCCAGUACCCGGGUAGCUGGGGCGCCGGAUAUGGCAACUGGGGUCUCGGCAAUGGCAACUGGUACACAGUGCGGCGCCAAUGAGUGGCUAUUAUAUUUCUGCCAGUGACAAGGAUACCUCUGGAUACGCGCUCCGAAGCUAACAGUUGUGGCGCUUCAAGAAAUAAAUCGUGUUAUGGCUGCAACAAAUAUU
Dermacentor silvarum is the source of this 875-nucleotide messenger RNA. RefSeq lists its product as uncharacterized. Lineage: Eukaryota; Metazoa; Arthropoda; Arachnida; Ixodida; Ixodidae. The coding region runs from base 41 to 766 and encodes 241 amino acids. The record is from RefSeq and is a predicted model, not a curated record. The transcript has 2 exons.